AUGGAAUCUAAUUAUCACGAUCAAGAAUCGAUAAACUCGAGCGAAGAAGUUGACCAUCCGGAGCAAUCAGACAACAACGAGUUAGGCGUAGGGCGAUUGUACGAGUGCGUGUUCUGCAAGAGGGGUUUCAACACCGCACAAGCCUUAGGCGGGCACAUGAACAUCCACAGGAAAGAUAGAGCAAGGAACAAACCUAGUUCCGCCAAGAAGUUAGACGAGAUUUACGCCGGCCCUAGACUGUAUCAGCAGAUACCAGCAAUAUCAUCAAGUAUUCAUACAAGUAAUAAUCAUCGUUUUGUGUCUGAUGAUCAGGAUCAUCAUCAGACACACUUGAGCUAUGCUGCAUAUUUUCCAGCAUCCUCUUCCAGCUCUAGAUUACUACCCUUGUAUGGAAACGACAGCUACCAUCAUCAUCAACAGUAUUGUUCUGAUGAUGCUGAUCAUCGUGAUCUUCGACAGCCCACGAAUCAAGGGGAUUGGCGUAUGGAGUUUUCCGCGGAGGAUUUGGGAAAGAACAGGCAGGAAUUCAUGACGGACCAGAAAGAGGAUGAGUUGGAUUUGGAGCUUCGACUCGGCUAUGAUUCUUGA
Molecule: messenger RNA, 588 nt
Organism: Sesamum indicum (sesame)
Lineage: Eukaryota; Viridiplantae; Streptophyta; Magnoliopsida; Lamiales; Pedaliaceae
Product: protein LATE FLOWERING-like
Source: RefSeq, a predicted model, not a curated record